Messenger RNA from Paramuricea clavata, 4867 nucleotides. Lineage: Eukaryota; Metazoa; Cnidaria; Anthozoa; Malacalcyonacea; Plexauridae. The record is from the annotation of a GenBank genome assembly.
AUGGACGACUUAGCGCAAACACCGAAGUCGAGUAAAUCAGGUAAUUAAAGUUAAAUUUUUGGACUUUAAAAUGCCGUUUUAUAAUAAAAAUGUAUUUACAUUAAUUUUAUAAACAAUAUGGAUAUUAUAAUUAAAUUUCGGUAUAAAGAUAUUAAAAAGGGUCUGCCACUGAGUAAUUUUGAUGAUGACUGCAAGUUUACUAGUCGAAACGUUUAAUCAAAAUGAAAAAUCAUUGUCUUGUAUUUUUUAAAAAGGGUCAUUGUAGGUUUUAUUUUCUCACUGAAACGACUUGCCGACUUCUAAACAUCUUACUAGAUACUGAUACUCAAAGCAAGAAAAGAAAACGCCAACUGGAAAAGCUUGAUGAGAGUCAACUCGAGGAAAGUCACAUUGAUGAGCCAGCAAAUGUAAAGUUUCCUACAUAAAGUUUUACAUCUAUAAUAUAAUACUUGCACUCCAGCUGAAUCUCCCUUUAUGAUAUUCAUGCUACAAAAUCAUUGUUUUUUAUUAUUUUCUUAGUUUGUCAUUGCCAAUACAGAAAUGGAAUCUCUUCGAGAAACCAAUAGAAGGCUAAAAAACAAAAUUAUUUCUUUGAAAACAUCUGCAAAAGGAAAUAAAUCCAAAAUGAAGCUAAUGAGACGCAGGGGUAAGACUCAUAAUUUCUGCAAUUUAUUGUUAACCAUAGGGACGUCGCGAAGCCAUCAACAUGGCGGGGGGGGGUGUUCCUAGGAUUUUGACCAAGUCGUACAAAUUUUGCCCAAAAAUGUUGUCCGGGGGGGGUCAAAAAAAAUUUUCCGCGCUAACAUAAGCGUAUUCAAAACUUUUCAACUAAGAUAAGCAAGGCUUCCAAUUUUUUCACUGCAAACCAAGAGCUUUAAUAUUGUUAAGAUUGCAAACCAUUUCAUAACUUUGGGCAUCUUUUAUCCUGAACUUUGACCUAAUUUUUCCAAGUUUUACCUUAAAUUUUAAGCAAAUAUCAGUUCCGUUUCGACCAACUUUGGGCAAAUAUCAGUUCCAUUUUGACCAACUUUGACCAACGUUUGAAUUAUUGGGGGGGGGUGUUACCCCCCCACACACACACCUAUAGCGACAUCCCUGGUUAAGCGUGUUACAUAAAGAAGCAAUGCUUUUUUUUUAUACAUAUUUUAUUUAGUACUCCAGCUUGAACAACGCUUAGAGGAACAGUCGGUGGAGAAGAGUGCUGAAGAAUCUGAAAUGGAAGGUGGCAAUAUUGAGAGUGAGGGUGAAGCAUCAGAGGAGGAAAACGAGUUCUAUGAACAUGAUCCUGCCUAUGAGGUAGAUGAUGUCGACAUGGAAGAAGAUGAUGAAGAUUUCAUAGAAGAAGAUAUAGGGUGAGUAAUUUAAUAACUUGGCACCGCCUUUUGCAAUAACAAGCAUCACAACUACCUAUUGUGUAUUAUUAUAAUGUUGCACUUUUGCUUGUUUCAGGUUGUUGCAACACAAUGGAAAUCUACGGUCAGAACCAAAGCACAUUGUGUUUCUGUCACAGCUUCUGCUACUUUUCAACUUUUGCCAUUCAUGCAAAGCUGAUAAUCCAUUGGUGGAAGCAAAAGCUGUUGGAACUGCAGCAGUUGUAACCUCAACAUGCCACAACCCAAAUUGCGCACAGAAAACCACAACAUGGUAUAGCCAGCCACUAACACCUGGGCGUACAAAAGCACGUGCUGGAAACUUUCUUUUAUGUAUGGCAGUCUUGCUUGGUGGUGGCUCUUUUACUAAAAUACGCCAAAUAUUUGCACAUAUGGGUCUUGGAUGUGUCUCCCAUACAAAUACUUCCGUUAUCAGAAGGUAAGAAAGAGCAUUUUCUUAUAAACGAACUACGAAGUAUUGUUUGCAGUGCUUCUAAACUUAUGUAUAUCUAAAGGAAAUGAAACUUAAUUCUCCUUAAAAUAAGCAUGCAUUGGGCCAUCCCAUUUAAUAUAGGCACCCCCCCCCUAUUGAGGGGUCCCUUCAUAAUCCCCUUAGGGUAUAAAAAUUUUAGAACCCCCUUGGAUGUGAUUUUUUAGCCUGCGAACAGGCUCUCAAGCUGAAUUGAGAGCCUGCAUCGAUGACUAAUGAAUUUGAAUAUCUGCGUCUCAAAUCGUGACGCGAAAUUCUCAUUGGUCAAAUGCUAUAAUUUAUAUGUUUCCGCUGAGCUCUAUAUAUGUCAACUGCUGAAGCACUAUGCAUAAAAAACACAUUAACUGAUCAAAUUGGUCUUGGCCGUCUUAUCUCAAAGCAUGCACGAAAUGUUCUGUUUUGAGAAAACAGUAUCAUAGAUUAAAAGUAUUUAAAACAUUUGAACUUUUGCUUGAAUAUCUUAUAUUUCGAAAAACAGUAUAAACUGUACGGUCUAAAUUUAGUUUCCACGGUCUAAAUUUAGUUUGCACGAAAGUUGUAAACAACACCAUAUAAGGAUAGACAUUCCAUAUUUGGAAAAACGAAUGUUACGGGGCAGAUAUUCAAAUUCAUUAGUCAUCGAUGCAGGCUCUCAAUUCAGCUUGAGAGCCUGUUCGCAGGCUAGUGAUUUUUGGAAGUUACCCCAUGGAUAUCUUUAUACCCCCUUUAACAGGAUAUCAUUUUUAGUAAUUUACCCCCUUGGAUAUCACUAAAACACCUAAUUUUUGCUAUUUUUGGACAAUUUCCUAAGCUACCCUCUAGGAAAAUUUAAGAUAAAAACACCCUCCCCCCAUAGGAUUUAGGGGGGGGGGGAUGGUGCCUACAUUAAAUGGAAUGGCCCAUUGGUUGAUACAAUAUAUUUGAACUAUAUAAUUUAUAAAUUAUGUUGUACUAUAUAGACUGUGCUAUUCCCCACCAUCUUCCUUCACUGGAAGAAGUACCAGUCAUUGUUGUUGGAGAAAGCCAAGAAACUAAGAAAUGGUGUUGUUCUGGCAGGGGAUGGUCAGCAUGACAGCAUGGGUCAUUCUGCCAAGUUUUGUGCAUAUACAAUUUUUUGUUGUACUCUUGCACAAAUUAUUCAUUUUAAUCUUGUGCAGGUAGGAAUACUGUAAAUAAUACUAUAGCUUCACUUACUAGUUACUAGCUCUUGAUUAUUCAAUGACACUAACAACUGUUAUUGCAACAUUGUUUUUCUUCCUUUUAGAGAAAUCAGGCAGGAAGUAGUCCAGCAAUGGAGUUUAUGUCUUUUAAGUUAUCCAUGGACUACCUUAUCAACUAUGGCCUCACCAUUACUACCUUCAUAUCAGACAGGCAUACUUCAAUUGCAAAGUAUAUGCGGACAGUUUUGAAACAAAUUAUCCACUAUUUCGAUGUGUGGCACUUGAAGAAAAGUGAGAAUAUUUCCAAUUUUUUAAAUAAUAUAAUUCAUGCUAAUGUCCAGACUGCUUAGGAGUUAGGAUGAGAACCCACUGAGCUAUAAACAUCACUGAAUUACUGAUGAGUUAGUUUAUGAUAAUUAAAUUAAGCCUUCGGGCCCUUCACUAUUUUCCUUCAAUUCUUGUUGACAUUGUUUUCUGUUUGAAAAUUUUAUUGCUUGCAGAAAUAAGAAAGGUGCUUUUCAAAAUUGCAAAAGAGAAAGACUGUGAGGCACUGAAUGAGUGGAUAAAACCAUGUGAAAACCACCUGCACUGGAGUGCUUCUUCAACUUAUGAUGGCAAUGGUUUGGUAAUCUGGGCAAAAUUCAAAUCCUUUCUACAGCACAUUGUCAACAUCCAUUCAGGGCACAGUGAUCCACUGUUUGACAAGUGUGCUCAUGGAAGCAACAUUCCUGCUAGAAAGUGGUUGACCAUUGGUAUGUAAAACAUUUGGCCUUAAAUGUUUAUGAUGGCAUAUAGUUUACAGUAUGAAUUUUACAACUACCCAGUUUCUUGUUGCAGCAUGUCCGGCUCAUCAGAAUAUAUUCACAAUAUGGUGCAUACAUGAACAGGAAAAUGUUUUAUUUAUAUUCCUUUCCUAUAGAUUCACCCCUCCAUAACAAAGUGUGUGCUGCACUUACAAACAAAAGGCUUAUGAAUGGUAUCAAGAAAGCUUCUCCAUUAGCACAAACCAGCUGUCUAGAGGGCUUUCAUAGUGUUCUCAAUCACUUUGCACCCAAGAUGAUUGCGUACUCUUAUGUUGGACAAUACUGCUGGUUAGAAUCUCUUCUAAUUUAAAUGUUUAUUACUUUGAUUGGUGAAGAACAGUCUAUUAGCACAUUAUGAGAGCAAUUAGAGUUAAUAUAUAUAUCUUUUACAUAAUUAGGCAUAUUCUAGCUGUAAUACACUUUAACAGCAACCUGCAGAGAGAAAAAAACCAAUCCCGAUAAAUCUGAAAGAAUAAAGGUCAGCUACCCCAAAUUCAAGAAUGGAGAGGCCACAAUUCGAAGUGUUAGGGUUGCUCAGAACUUUGGUAAGUUUCUGUUUAUCUGCAAAUGGUAAUAGUCGGCCGGCCAAGGUAGCAAAAAGUGCCUUCAAAGAGAGUUGAUGGCAACUUUAUGUUAGAAGUUGGUAACAGGCAUUUUCUUAUAGUUUAAGCCUUGGUGAACAAGACUAUAUGUGUUACCACUUCUGAUUUUUGCUUUAUAGCCGAAAAUUUGAGAAUUUUUAAAUUUUGCCUAUUAGAUUACUAUGAUGGCAAAAAAUUUAAAAUCUCAUGUUCUCUCAUACCAAGGCUUAAACUAUAAGAAAAUACCUGUUACCAACUUCUAACAUAAAGUUGCCAUCAAGUUGUACAAAAUCAUGUCAUGGCCAGCCAUCUAUUAUGCUGUCUUAUAUUUAACUAUUUACAAUAUACUUUGUUAACUUUUUUUAUAGAUUAUGUACAAGAAAUAUACGAGACUUUCUUGUCAGCGACUGAAAAGGAUCUGAAAAGCAAGGAAGCUGAACUGAAGCAAAUGUGCCCCCCCUGCUAUGAACACAAUGCUAAAUAA